Messenger RNA from Musa acuminata AAA Group (dessert banana), 788 nucleotides. RefSeq names its product small ribosomal subunit protein uS12-like. Bases 146 to 529 code for a protein of 127 amino acids. The record is from RefSeq and is a predicted model, not a curated record. Gene Ontology annotation, molecular function: structural constituent of ribosome. Gene Ontology annotation, biological process: translation. The transcript has 4 exons. NCBI's taxonomy places the organism in Eukaryota, Viridiplantae, Streptophyta, Magnoliopsida, Zingiberales, Musaceae. Gene Ontology annotation, cellular component: cytosolic small ribosomal subunit; ribosome.
GUACAUCAGCCCAUGGAGGUCUUGUUUAAUCUACCUCCGCCUAUAUAUCUACAGGGGCGGCUAGGGUUUCGCCUACGCGCCGCCGCUCUUGCAUCCUUCACCUGCCAGAGAGGAGAGAGGCCGGCGAUCUUCGGCCACCAACAAGAUGGGGAAGACCCGUGGUAUGGGAGCUGGGCGUAAGCUCAAAACUCACAGGAGGCGGCAGAGGUGGGCGGACAAAGCAUACAAGAAAAGUCAUCUCGGGAAUGAGUGGAAGAAAAGAUGCAUCGAAGCCAAGCAGCCCAACUCCGCCAUCCGAAAGUGUGCUAGAGUUCAACUGAUCAAGAAUGGAAAGAAAAUUGCAGCCUUUGUUCCGAACGAUGGUUGUUUAAAUUUCAUCGAAGAAAAUGACGAAGUCUUGAUCGCUGGUUUUGGACGGAAGGGACACGCGGUGGGUGAUAUUCCCGGAGUGCGGUUCAAGGUGGUGAAGGUUUCGGGUGUGUCGCUGUUGGCGCUAUUCAAGGAAAAGAAGGAGAAGCCUCGCUCUUAACUUAUAAUAAUUGCUUUACUGGGUUUCCAGAUGAAUCAGUCAGCCAUUUGCUUGACUCGUCAUUCAGCACUUUUUCCUAGUCGACGGUGAUCUGUUUUCUUUUUUUGUUUUUUGUUUCCAGAUGGUCAGACAUUUGUUUUCAUUAUUAGCGUUUUAACCACUGAACGAAUCACACGGGCUAUGCUAUUUUUAUUGAACCGAUGACUUUAUAUUAUGUGUUAUGGAGAUAAUCUGACUCAUCGUCCAUUCGCUUGCCAAA